Oncorhynchus keta (chum salmon) is the source of this 2193-nucleotide messenger RNA. RefSeq names its product zinc finger protein Gfi-1-like. The transcript is spliced from 6 exons. The record is from RefSeq and is a predicted model, not a curated record. Gene Ontology annotation, cellular component: nucleus. The coding region runs from base 53 to 1237 and encodes 394 amino acids. Lineage: Eukaryota; Metazoa; Chordata; Actinopteri; Salmoniformes; Salmonidae.
AUGUCAUCACAAGUGACCUGGGACCUUGAGAGUCACGCAUCGAAUAGUAACCAUGCCGAGGUCAUUUUUGGUGAAGAGUAAACGGGCACAUAGCUACCACCAACCCCGAUACCUGGAUGAUGAGUACAUAAAACUGGAUACUAAUGUAUCCUUUAUAUGCGCAGAGCGCAAACCGCAAGUUGAGGGGAGCUGUGACGCGCAGGAUGCUCAUAACCAUGGCAAGCGCUCCCCCGAGUCCUAUCUAGUGCGCACGGCUGACCUGUUAUCCACCUCCCCGCUGAGCCACGAGGGCAACGUGUGCGACCGCUUCCCGGACUAUGACUACUACUGGCGCCCUCCAUCUCCAUCUGCAUCACAAGAUUCGGAACAAUGUUUCACUCCGUCAGUAGACAACGCUCAACCUUUCGCCAUUCCAUUCCGCCCUUAUGCAUGGACUACCUACUCUGGUUCCAAGCUCAGGCACCUUGUGCAGCGAACAUACCAACAGAAUCUCUCCACAACUCUGGAGCCUGACACACAGAUGGUUAUCGAUGGAUCCGAGGAUGGUGCCUCCAACUCCCCCAUUUACGCACAGCGGGGCCCGCACACAGGAUUUUACCGGGACUUUGGGUCUACGGUGUUCCCUACCUUUAAAAUGUGGGACGCCGACCAAUUAUACUCGGACCUCAAGGUCUCUAAAAUCAAGUCUGAAUCCGAUCUCAUCUGUUCCCGUAUAGAGUCAAGCAGAUCGUACAAAUGCAUUAAGUGUUGCAAGGUCUUCUCGACACCGCACGGGUUGGAAGUUCACGUCCGUCGGUCGCACAGCGGAGCACGACCCUUCACCUGUGGAAUGUGUCGGAAAACAUUUGGGCACGCAGUGAGCUUGGAACAACAUAAAGCCGUUCACUCACAGGAGAGGAGCUUCGACUGCAAAAUCUGUUGCAAAAGCUUCAAGCGAUCGUCCACGCUGUCCACGCACCUGCUCAUCCACUCGGACACGCGCCCCUACCCCUGUCAGUACUGCGGUAAGAGAUUCCAUCAGAAGUCGGACAUGAAGAAACACACCUUCAUUCAUACAGGUGAGAAACCGCACAAGUGCCAGGUAUGCGGGAAGGCCUUCAGUCAGAGCUCCAACCUCAUCACGCACAGCCGCAAGCACACGGGCUAUAAACCGUUCUGCUGCGACCUCUGCGUCAAGGGAUUCCAACGGAAAGUGGAUCUGAGGCGGCACAAAGACACACAACAUGGAUUUAAAUGAAAAACCGCGAACAGCAAAAAUUGUGCCUGGAGGAUUGAGAAGAAAAUAGGCUAAUGGAAGUAAAUGUCAAAUUUCAGAGGAAGGAUUAACGAAUUAAUUUUAAUAGUAUAUGCAAUUGUCAAUUUCAAAAUACAUUUAUGCAAUACUAGUAUUGUUAUAGGCCAAAUUGUCUUUAACAUUUUACAACACAAAAUACACGAUUUAGAAGUGUUGGUUGUGAUGCCCAACUAGGCAUAUUUAUGUUUGUGCUUAAUCUUUAGUUUUUUUCCCCUGGCAGAAGAAAACGAUUAAAUGCAAUACUACUCAGCAAUUUCAUGCUUAGUAGGCUAUUUGUGAAAAUGUCAUAUUAAUCAAUGCCCAUUCUAUUCCAGCUUAAAUUAUAACACUGUCACACUAUAAUUUUUUAUGUGUAACAAAAUCCAAUAUACAUUUUUAAUGGCCCCUUAUCUUUUGUAAAACAUAUGGCUUAAGUUCAAAAGUGCAGGAAUCUAAACCAAACAUGCUAAAAAUAUAUUCUUAAUGAAUAGUAGGCCUGUCAGUGAGUUGAAUGAAGGUGGUGCAGUGGAAUUGUCAAUUGUUUAAACCUUCUGUAUCAACACAUUCUUGAAAUGAGCAAGGGGGAAAAAGAUGAAUAAACUCACACCAACAAAAUGAACAUAUUUUACUCAAGGCCUACAAGCAAAAUGCUUCAGAACUACUAGGCUAUAUCUGUAUGAUCCUAAAACGUUUGAAUCAAAUAAAAUUAUUCACGUUCAUUUCCCAUUCGUGCGCGCUACCUGGUCCAAACCAAAGAUUAUCAGACACGCUUUAACACUCUUGGAACAAAUGAGAUUACACUGCCAGGAAGUUGGGAGAAACAGCUUCACUUUUAUUGCACCAUCCUCUUACAGUUAGGCAACAACACAUGACGUUUUUAGACAAAGUGUAAAACCUGAGUGUGAUUUUAUUUGGUUGUA